AUGGUUACCCCUGCAACAAAUGCCCAAUCGACGCAACAACGCAGGUUGUCCCUAAACACCCUUGGGCUCUCCGGAUCCCCAACACAGAUUUCUCCACUCGCGAGUAGCCGACUUUUCCGACCCGCCAGCAUAUCGAGUUCUGUGGGGUCUAACUCUGUUAAUCCUGAGGAGGCGCUAAUCGAUGAGGACAAUGAAAAUGUCCCCCCAAAUGAUGGUGCACAUUCACCCUUUGGGCGUCGUCUCUCUUCCAGCGCGCGGACACUUCAUGAGACACAUGGUGGAAGCACUGAUGGUAGAAAUCCGUCUCCUGGUUCACGCAUGCCGGAAGGGCGCCGAAGUUCGCUAUCAGCCAGCACCUUCCCCUUCCAUACCUCCUCUGGAUCGGCCGCCCCAAAUACAAGUAAAGUAUUCCCCCAAAACGAUAUAUCUAACCUGACGAGACGACACCUAGGAGAAGGCUUUAACUGGUCCAAAGCUCUACGGACCAGAGCCGAGCGUGCUCCAUCUCUAGGCUCCAUUCCUCCAAAUGUCCAUUCGCAUCCAAUCGGGGCCGGCCAGAAUGAUUACCAGCAACGAGCUACCUCUAUUGCGUCUACAGAGCAACCUGCUAGGAACAUACCCAAACACCAUAAGCAGAAAAAACCCGACUUUUUCCAAGAGAAGAUCUUGAGGGGCGAUUUUAUUGACUAG
This is a messenger RNA of Monascus purpureus, 690 nucleotides long. The record is from the annotation of a GenBank genome assembly. Lineage: Eukaryota; Fungi; Ascomycota; Eurotiomycetes; Eurotiales; Aspergillaceae.